GACGUCUUAUCUUACAAAUGUCAAACAAAAUUUUUGUACCAUCGUAAACAAAUAAAUCGAACCCUAAAACAAACUUGAAAUAUUUUAUUUAAAGUUAAAACAUUUCCAAGGCACCUUUAGCAGCAUGGAAACUACAUCUUCAACAUUAGAUAAAUUUGGGGAAGAUGACAUCUUCAAUACAGUAUUACGCUAUGGUCUUUUUGUAGCAGCAAUUUUCCAACUUAUUUGCAUUGCAUCAUCGAUUUUCCUUCCCACCUCCCAAGAAUCUCAAGAAACCGAUGGCGAAAUUGGUGAAGAACAAAAACAAUCAACAGAUAUAAUAAAUGCCGCUCGAAGGCAACACAAAAUCCGAAAGCUUGAAAAAAAGAAAAGGCGUUAGAGAUUUUGGAAUUAAUUCAACGAAAAACAAAAUACUCGUAAAAAAUCAAAACAGAUUUUUGCAUUUAUUGUGAUUUUAAUACUUAAUUUAGAAAUUAAAACAAAAAAUAAUCUAAACCAAACAUGAAAA
Messenger RNA from Eupeodes corollae, 508 nucleotides. RefSeq names its product protein anon-73B1. NCBI's taxonomy places the organism in Eukaryota, Metazoa, Arthropoda, Insecta, Diptera, Syrphidae. The transcript has 2 exons. The record is from RefSeq and is a predicted model, not a curated record. Bases 125 to 379 code for a protein of 84 amino acids. Gene Ontology annotation, cellular component: membrane.